Lachancea nothofagi CBS 11611 is the source of this 876-nucleotide messenger RNA. The record is from the annotation of a GenBank genome assembly. NCBI's taxonomy places the organism in Eukaryota, Fungi, Ascomycota, Saccharomycetes, Saccharomycetales, Saccharomycetaceae.
AUGGGAAACAGUUCAAGCAGACCAAUAAUCUGUAAUGAACACGACGAAACAGUCUCGCCUUCGUUGCGUUUCUCCAGACAAAGGGAAAUGGUAGUGGCCAGUAUUUUCACCAACUUAAGUACAAUUAUGAUCUUCCCGUCCGAGCACUCGUUCGAUCGCUAUAAGAAGUCCGGCCGAAAAAUCCGGAUCCAAAGCAACCUUGAAAACGAUGGCCUUGGAGUGCCACUUUUGGAAUGCGACGAUAAGUUUCUCUCUCAGACAGUUUCCGGGGCAAGUAAGCCGCGGUACAGGAUAUACAAGAAUGUACUUCAACCGGAAGCACAGAAGCCCCCACAUCCUAAUUGCAGCAUUGUGUGUGAGGACAAAACACGGGCGAUUUACAGAAUGCCGUUUUGCGAAGUGUACAAAGAAAUUCGUGGCACCAGAACCAGCUACAGAUAUGUGUUCUACACUCCGGAUGGACUCCAGGAAGUCCUUUUGAAAAGACACCGUUUCUCGCAGAACAUGGACACGAGACUUGGAGAAUGGAAUGUUGGGUGGCGACUCAGGGGAAGUGGAGAUUUCGACCUAAAAGUGAUUCCUGCGAAUAUGCCCACGUUGCUGGAGGAUAAGGAAAUCCGAAAGGCCAAGAAAGCGAGUAGCACGCGCGAAGAUGCUACGGAUGCGAUACUAUGGGCCAAGUACCUGGAAAACAGCGGUUUGUCGAUGCCCCAAAUGGUACGUAAGCGGGUGAGUUUGCACGUUGGCGAGACGAGUUUCGAAACGGACGCAGCCGCAUAUGGUUUGAUAGGCGUUCCGUGGUUCUCACAAGUUAUUGCGUGCAUGGGAAUGGUGUUGUGCUUUUUGGAAACGGAGGAACGACUGCAGAGCACGUGA